AUGGAGUUGCAGAGGAGUACCUCCAUUGCUGAGCUUGAGAAGACGAGCGUGAGACACAGUUGGAACCUUUGUAACAAUUUUAUCGGGCAACAGGGUGAAAAAUGUGCCCUUCAAUCAUUUCCAGAAACGCAGAAACAAGUUAAACUGGUUUCGUUUGAGGUUCCGAGGACUCGAAUCAGUGACAGGAUAAAGAAGCUUCAGGAACUGGUUCCCAAUAUGGACAAGCAAACAAAUACUACUGACAUGUUAGAGGAAGAAAUUGAGUAUAUCAAGCACCUACAAAAACAGAUUCAGGAAUCCCAUUGCAUAAUUCUGCAAAGUGUUAAAUAUGAUUCAUAA
Messenger RNA from Macadamia integrifolia, 339 nucleotides. Its product is annotated as transcription factor bHLH80-like. NCBI's taxonomy places the organism in Eukaryota, Viridiplantae, Streptophyta, Magnoliopsida, Proteales, Proteaceae. The transcript has 3 exons. The coding region runs from base 1 to 339 and encodes 112 amino acids. Gene Ontology annotation, cellular component: nucleus. Gene Ontology annotation, biological process: regulation of transcription by RNA polymerase II. Gene Ontology annotation, molecular function: protein dimerization activity; RNA polymerase II cis-regulatory region sequence-specific DNA binding; DNA-binding transcription factor activity, RNA polymerase II-specific. The record is from RefSeq and is a predicted model, not a curated record.